AUGAAGAAGCGGCGCAUAACCAGCUCAGCUGGAGACAAAUUUGGAGAUGAAUUUGGAUUUGCACCCAAACCCGAACAGUGGAUUUCAACUUGUAUUGGCUUCCGCAUUGCGUUUCGAAGAGAGGCACGCGUCUGCCAAGCGGCGCGGCUUCUCAAAGAUCUGCUGCCCCUGGUGGCGCUAAUUGCUGGAUUUGGAAUGAUCGGCACAUGUGCAGCGGUUGGCUAUUCCUAUACAAGAUUCGAGGGUCCGGUGGUGGGGCCAGAGCAUCUGGUCACCGUCCACGAUGGACGCACUGUAGACUAUGUGGCCCGGCCAGAGUACAGCUUCGCCUAUGGUGUCGAGGAUGGCAAGACGCGCGUGCUGCAAAAUCGAAAGGAGACGAGGAACGGAGACGAGGUGCGCGGCGUCUACAGCGUAGUCGAUCCGGAUGGCACCUUGCGUGUGGUUAAAUACACGGCCGACGACGCCAACGGCUUUCAAGCUGAGGUUAUUACGAACGGUGUGAAAACUCUGCACGGCCAUGGAUCCGAUGGUGAUGCGGGUGGGGGAACAAUGGACAACCAGGUGACGCACGACAGCUCCGAGGCUCAGGGUGCCGAGGAUGAGGAGGAGGAAGAGGAGGAGGAGGCGCCACAUAGAGCAGCACCUGGUCAAUACAAGGUGCACGAAGAUUACGAUGAGGGCGGCGGAGAGGGCGAGAAGGAUGAAGAAGGUGAGGAGGGUGAAGAAGGUGGUGAUCAUCAGGAGUACGAGGGCAGCAGCGAGGAAGGAUAUGUCGAAGCAGAUGCUCACAGUCAACAGGAGGAGUCCAGCAGCGAGGAUUACUAG
Drosophila eugracilis is the source of this 828-nucleotide messenger RNA. RefSeq names its product terminal uridylyltransferase 7. Gene Ontology annotation, cellular component: extracellular matrix. The transcript is spliced from 2 exons. Bases 1 to 828 code for a protein of 275 amino acids. NCBI's taxonomy places the organism in Eukaryota, Metazoa, Arthropoda, Insecta, Diptera, Drosophilidae. The record is from RefSeq and is a predicted model, not a curated record.